This is a messenger RNA of Stomoxys calcitrans (stable fly), 1997 nucleotides long. RefSeq names its product caspase Dronc. NCBI's taxonomy places the organism in Eukaryota, Metazoa, Arthropoda, Insecta, Diptera, Muscidae. Bases 160 to 1524 code for a protein of 454 amino acids. The transcript has 2 exons. Gene Ontology annotation, molecular function: cysteine-type endopeptidase activity. The record is from RefSeq and is a predicted model, not a curated record. Gene Ontology annotation, biological process: proteolysis.
GAUAGAAUAAAGCAAGCACCUCAUAUAGACUGCAUUUGGAUUUUGGCAUAUCCAGCGAAAACAACUACGUCACACACAUUACCAAAAACACACGUACGCACGCACGCACGCACACCCAUAUAAGCACCACCGGCGUCUAACCAUAAUAACUAACUGACAAUGGAUGACAAACAUCGCAAACUUAUAAUUGACAACAUUGAACGUCUGAUCAAUCACACUAAAUUCGAGGAAUUGUCCCAUGCAUGUAUGGUCACUGGGCUGUUGAGUCCGGUAAUGUUAGAGAAUGUAAAUCGCAUUGAAUUUUCCGACACCAUAAAGCCAAUGACCGAAAAUGAAAUCAAGCAUGAACGCCACAAUAGACUCUUUAAGAAAAUAACAAAACGUGGGCCAGAUGCUUUUGCCAAGUUACGUCAAAUUUUUUCUGACCUAAAGUACGACAGUGCCUUGGGCAUACUGGUGGGAGAUGAUCCAUACAUAUCGAUACACAGCAAUAAGAUGCCAAUACCAAUGGCACAGCCAUCUGCAGUGAAAAGCAAUCCCAACGACAAUGGCAAUCUAAAUAAUAAUAUUAGCAAUGAAACUAGGUGCAGUAGUUUUAGUAAAGACGAGGAUAACCGCGAUAGCCCCUAUGAACAGAGGGAUCGCAGAAGAAGCAGCGCAAAAUCAUUGAACAGUGAAACAACUUUGAAGGAAUACUCUGGCGAAAUAAGACCCAAAGAAUACUUUGAUGUUACAAAAUCCAAGACAAUUUUGAAACAUGCAAGCAUAGACACAUAUCCUAUGCAAACGAAAAAUCAUCGUGGUGUCUUCUUCAUGGUGAACAUGAUUGAUUUCUUGAGAGAAGAUCGCCGCGAUGGUGCUGAGAUAGACACACAUUCCCUGUUGCAUCUUUUCAAAGAAUUAGGCUUCAAGUUGUUCUCAUACACAAAUCUAUCGCACGAUGUCUUCUUCAAUAUACUGCGAGAACUGCUGUCAUCGGAGUACACGAAAAAUGCUGAAUGCUUUGUAAUGGCCUUAAUGACGCACGGCAACAUGGACGAGAACGAACAGCGCAUCACAUUUAGCGAUGGCUCUGUGGUCAAAGUGCGCGAAAUAGAAGCGUGCUUCCAUCAUCAUGUCUGUAAAAAUUUAGUCGAUAAGCCGAAAAUAUUUCUAUUUCCAUUUUGUCGAGGCGACAUGUCCGAACGUGGUGUGGUCAAUGAGAGAAUUCAGGUCGAUAGCACCAGUUUUUACAAUCACAAAAUCAAUAACAUACCCCAGCUGUCAGAUUUGAUUGUGUGCUAUGCCACCUCAGAGGGUUUCAAGGCACAUCGGGAUCCACAAAAAGGCUCCUGGUACAUACAAUGUUUUGUGAAGAAUAUGGCAAAAAAUGCCCAUGACACAUCGUUCGAUGAUAUUCUAAAAAUUAUUCAAUCCGAGACAUCCAAACUGCGCACUGAGGAGGGACAACUGCAGACUGCCAAUUUUGUUAAUAAGAGCUUCAACAAAGCCCUCUACUUUAACCCGGGCUAUUGGUUGGACUAGAAGAGUUGGUCUUUCCAUUUCUAGUUUUAAUACUAUUGCAUAGAAACGUAGAUUAAUUAUUUUUACACUCUUCAAAUUUGUAUGCUUUUUUUAUACUCCUCUAUGCCCCAAGGCAUUUGUUUAAUUUUAUAAAUUAUGAAUAUAGUUGAAGAAAAACAUGACUACGUCCGGUGGCAUAUAUAUGUUCUGGUGCUUCUGUGUCAUGCCGUGUUUGGAUGCAAUGCAAUACCGAUGUUGGCGUCUCUGCAUAUUUUUUUUCAAUAUGGCCAGAUGGAUGACACGGAAAGGUAUUGUAAGCGGAAAUGUUCUAUUCCCGCAUUGUGAAUCGUUUACAUCAUUUUUUUUUUGUAUUACCUAAUAAGUACAAGUAGUAUCGAUGCAAGUGAUAGACUCUCUUAUAUAUGUAUGCAAUAUUUUAUUAUAAUACAAAUAUAUUUAUGUAUGUUACAUAUUGUACAUGCAUGCAUUAUUAA